Lates calcarifer (barramundi perch) is the source of this 2976-nucleotide messenger RNA. RefSeq names its product DEP domain containing 7, paralog a (gene depdc7a). Lineage: Eukaryota; Metazoa; Chordata; Actinopteri; Centropomidae. The transcript is spliced from 9 exons. Gene Ontology annotation, biological process: intracellular signal transduction. Bases 369 to 1943 code for a protein of 524 amino acids. The record is from RefSeq and is a predicted model, not a curated record.
AAAAAUAAAUAAAUUGAGCUACCUGUUGAGAUGAAACCCUGCUGUGUCACUCGGGUACAUCAGACCUCUUUAACAAACCUUCAAAUAAAGUUUCAGUUAGCCUGUGUCCUAAUGUAAUAAUAAGGAAGUUAGUGCGCCUUUUGUUUAACAGAAGGGAAACAGCGAGAGCCUCAUUAUCACGUUAAUGCCCGGGUAGGGCGGUGAUUGGGACAUGAAUAAUGUAUCUCAGUGGGAGGAGACGGUUUCGGGGCUGAGUGUAGUCAGUUGGUGUGCGUCACGUUGUGAAUUGAAGACCAAGGACAUGGUCUGAAUGGCUGUCUUUACUGUCACUGGAGGAAGUUUUCAGGCACCGAACACCAGAACAAGGCAUGGCUGGGAAGCCUUUCCGGGCCACCUACAUCUGGAGCAGCAUCAUCUCCAAUCUCCACACUCACGUGGAAGUCAAGCGGCGGCGACACAACCUCAAGUCCUACCAUGACUGCUUCCUGGGCUCCGAGGCUGUGGAUGUGGUGCUGGCGCACAUCACCCUGAACCGUUUCUUUGGCGAUGAGGCAGUGCCUCGCUACAAGGCCGUCCGACUCUGUCAGGCCCUGAUGGACUCGAGGGUGUUUGAGCCGGUGGGCAUUAAAGUAUUUGGCAAGGAAAAGAAGCGGGCAACGUUUGAGGACAGUAGUUGCAGUCUGUACAGGUUCCUGAGCCCGACGACAACCACCUCCUCAUCGUCACUGACCGACGCCAAGUCUCUCUCCACUAGUACCAUUGAGAGCGGCUAUGAUUCACCGAGCAUGAACAGGAACAAGAACAGCUACAGUCCGUCACGUGAAAGACAAGAGGUGCUGAGCAACUCCACCCACUCUCCUGUAAAAACAGACAAAUCACUGGAGGACGUGCUGGGAAACCUCAACCUGAGCUCGACCAUCACCCCUCAGAUGAUCAACCUCGGCCUCUCACAAGAGCUUGUGGAUGAGGUGUGGCACCAGCAGGCGGUAUUCAGGCUGUUGCAGCUGAUAGAGCUCCCCCUGCUGGAGAACUUGUUGGAGGCCAAGGGCACAUCUCGGGCUCCCCUGCAUGGCAUGGACAGUGACCCGGACCUGUUGUAUACGUCAAGCUACCUAGACCGAGAGGUCCUCAAGGCCUUCAGUGAAGCACAGGCUGAUGAAUGGAUGUCAGGGGCAGUGGACUGUUUGGAGUUUCUGCCCGAUGAACUAGUGGUCGAGGUCAGUCGAGGUUUGGCUGGCUGCGCAGAUGACCUGCCCCAGUGUAAGAGGCUGCUCUACGAGGCCCUGGCUCAGCAUUACGGACACGCACAACAGCCGCCGCUGCUCAACAACCACGUCUUCGACAUACACUCUGGCAUCUCAGAGUUACUCGUGAAUGGCAAGCAAGAGCAAGCUCUGGAGGCUCUGCAGCUGAGUCUGAAGCUGCAGAACUCUCGCAGCAGGGAGGAGCUCCGCAGACUCCUGAGAUUCAUGGCCACUGCAGCCAAACCACAGGAGGUCAAACUGCACAAAGAGAUUGAGAACAGAAUGGCAGUGAAAAGGUCGUUCUCAAGUGCCAUCGUCUACAGCAGAAGACUUCCCAAAGGAAAAGUGGACUUGAUGGUUCUGUUCAUGAUGGAUAACCACUGCGAUCUUUUCAAAAUUCCCGUUUCAUUGCACAAGAUGGUCAGCGACAGAAUAAUGAACAUUGUGAAAGGGAAAGAUCCAGAUAUGAUAACAGGAUCAACAUACUGCACAAGACUGAGCGCAAAGGCCUAUUCAGAAAACGCACAAAAAACCACUAAAGAGGAACUCUGGUCCUUACUCCGCGCAGUCCACGAGAACCCUAAACUCUCCAUCAAAGAGAAGAGGCGGCUGCUGGGACAGUUUUACAAAGGCCAUCCAGAGAUUUUUGUUCAGUACUUUGGAAACAGACUAUCCAGUAUCAACAUGUUGUUACAGUAAUAUUUAUUAGUUAAAGAAACCAUGUAUUAUAAUGUAAAAAGAUGUAGAUCUAAGAACAAAAGCUGGUGUAAUGAUGUGUGAUGUGGUAAGUGGAUUUUAUUUGCCUGUGUGUAAAUAGUUUGAACUACUGAAAAAGAAUGUGAAUUGUAAUUGUAAAGACUCUUGAUAAGCUGCGAUAUUUAAGGACGUAUUUACAUGUCUUUAUUUUAUUUUAUUUUUUUUAGCUAUGUUCAUUGGUGCAGGACACUAACAUGAAAUGUCCUUGUCAGUUAUAUGUGAGACUGUUACUUUUCCGGAAUGGCAAAAUGAAUCACGUGUUCUUGAAAGUAAAAAAAAAAAAGAAAAGCAUUCUGUGUCUGCAGCCAGUGAAGACAGGUCUGCAUACGGCUUCUCAAUGGAUGUAUUCUCUGUGCUUGUGCAAUAGGAACAGUGUUAGCAAUAAAAAAAAUGUGUUCAUGUGUAAUGUCCGGUCUGAGGAGCCACCAAACGGAAAUUUGAACAUGGACAUUUUAAAGUCUAAUGAUGUGCUGUAGUAAACAGUCAGAGGCAUUCAUGAGAAUCAGCCCUCCGGGGUUUUGUGUUUGUUGCUACAAAUCAGCAAAACAGAUGUUUGUAAGUUUUUUUUUGUUUUUGACUGAAAACCUUAGCUGUGUUUUAGCGGCAUUUUCAAGGUUCUGUUUCAAAUAAGGUUUUUUGUACUGCGUCUAAUCAGCUGAGGAAAUUGCUUCCACAUUUUCCAGGUGACAGAAGCAUUCCUGCACUAACUUUAAACCACACACAACUUGUUUGUAUCUUAAUAAAGCUCAGCUGGAAUUGUCUAACAUUCAUAUAAGUAGACUGCUCCUCUUCAUUGUGGACACAAAAUGUGUAUACUCUUGAUUAAAAGAGAACAAAAUACAUCUGGAAUGUUCUACAAAACACAAAUUCUAUUUAAUUUUGUGUCAGUUUUGAGACAUAUUUUGCAGAGCUUUAUACCAGUUCCUACUGAACCAUAAGACAAGCUUUUCUGUCAAAUACAGUUACAUAUAGUCUC